Cladophialophora immunda is the source of this 2000-nucleotide messenger RNA. RefSeq lists its product as uncharacterized. Lineage: Eukaryota; Fungi; Ascomycota; Eurotiomycetes; Chaetothyriales; Herpotrichiellaceae. Bases 94 to 597 code for a protein of 167 amino acids. The record is from RefSeq and is a predicted model, not a curated record. The transcript is spliced from 2 exons.
CUUGGUUUCAAGAUCUGAAUGACGGUAUUCAUCGCAAAAAUAUGCGACAGAUGAGGAUCUCGACGUCGGUAUGCUUUGAAAUCAUCUCAGCAGAUGGACGAAGACCGUUCUGAUCCUUCGUGUGCGUUUUCAAGACGAUACGCACACUUAGGCUGCAGCAAGACAUAUCCUAGCAACUGUUCAUCCACGAUGUCAUGCAGGUUGUUGCGAGGUAUCACGCGUGGUAUUGUUGGAUCUCCAGGAGUUCCUUCGUCUUCCCGAGACAUCUGGGAGCCGGUGCGUUACGACGACGGCAAGGAUGCCAACCAGAUUCCUGAGGCAUGGACGAGGAGCAAGACACUAGUCAUGCGUCCUUUUCGCGUCUAUCGGCCUCAGGAAGCUCACCCCCAAGGCCGCCCGUGGUCUGCUCAAUGGAGGAUUGUAUCAAGGAGCUACCUGCUUCAAUCGGCAAUACUCAGAAGCCCGUACGCACCCCCGCAAAUCCACAAAGCAGCUCGUCAGUGGCAGCUUCGAGUGCGUCCCAGAAUGCCGGGAUCAGAGGCACCAUUGCACUCGGUAAGUGUGACUCGCGGCGUCGGAGAAUGGGGAGAGUCGUAACUUUGGCCAUCCUUAGAGCGCAACCUGAAGCCGUCUCCUGACACCCCAACCAAGUUUACGAGGUGUUGAUCUCAGAUUCUGCCUCUCAUCGAGUCCGUCUCUGUUUGAGAGGGCACAUGCUUGGAAAGACGCUGCAUGACACUCCACUUUCUGUUCAGGAUUGAUUUCCAGCCGAGCUACCUCCAUGACGUCUGUUCGACAUGAUGUUCAUGUUCAUGGUUUGAUGGUAUCUUGGUCAUUCGUGACACUGGAACAAACAGGUGUUACUUUUGCCGUGCGCCCAUUUCGUCAGUUAGCGAGGGUGGACUGGGACAAGACGGGUGGUAUGUUUGAUUGUUCCGUAUCUCAGAGAGAAGGAAGGUGACUCGAUCAACUUUUUUCAACAGCUUCACCCCGAGCUUCUCCGGUUGUUUUUGUUUGUCGUUCUUGUAAUUGUCGCGGAUGACAUCUUCAAUUCCUCUACACAAGUCAUGAAAAUAGCGCGAAUGUUAUUCGAGGGGUGUCCAUAUGUUGAGCUCUGGGGAGGACGAAGUUGGGUUGUAAGAUGACAUUCUUGUGCAUGUGCCGUUAUCUCGUACGGUCUCGUCCGACAUCCCCAACUUAUUGAGCACAUUACACGCGCAGGAGGAUAAGGACGUCUUCUUCCUUUACUAGCUAUUCUAACUAGCUGCCCGCAAUAACUCGACUUCGGAACUCGGCACCUGCAAACAAUACCAAGUGUGGCGACUUCCAAGAGAUAUCAAGCUCCAAGAAUGAACUUGGACGUAUGAUAGUGGUUGAAUGGUCCUUAUGAGGCAUAGAUCCGUUUUUGGGCUAAGAUCAAUGUACCCCAGAAUUAACUUCGGGCCUUUCACUCUCAUUGGAAGACGAGACACUACCAAAUCACACCCUAGUCCGGUUAAGUCUGAAGGAUAUGUUAUAUUCCGUGCUAGCUUGAAUGCAGGAGAGAGGGCACAAAUGGACAAUCAGGCACUUUUGUUCUGGUUUGAAAUGGAUGCUAUUACAGGACCACGGGGACUAUCUGAGGAACCAUGAUAGAUAUCCGUCCAUGAUGUUACUUGUACAGGCCGGUGCAAGGCUGUGGACUUUUUGAUUUUUGAUGUUUUUUGAGACCCCAAACUAGAAACUUCGCGCCAAACACCAUUCAUGCUUGUGAAGGAAUGUCACUCGAGUCGCCAUGAGGUUUUUCUGGGAUAAGGAACGUGGAAACAGCAGGGAGAGCUUGCACUGUUGGAUAGUGGUUGAAGGUGCAGUGCGAGUGAGAAAUGUCGUGAUUUGUGGCUAGAUGUAGUGUCAGACCUCGGUUGAAUAGAUGACCCCGUGAAAUCCUGCUAUUAACUGCUUUUCGCCUCGUGACUUGUGUGCUUUUACUCCUGGCUGAUCUCAAUCCUCUUCGCCGUCUU